Mya arenaria is the source of this 1380-nucleotide messenger RNA. RefSeq names its product H2.0-like homeobox protein. Gene Ontology annotation, biological process: regulation of DNA-templated transcription. The record is from RefSeq and is a predicted model, not a curated record. Gene Ontology annotation, molecular function: sequence-specific DNA binding; DNA-binding transcription factor activity, RNA polymerase II-specific. The transcript is spliced from 4 exons. Bases 132 to 1349 code for a protein of 405 amino acids. NCBI's taxonomy places the organism in Eukaryota, Metazoa, Mollusca, Bivalvia, Myida, Myidae.
UAUACAACAUUGAUAGCUACGUGAAAUAAAACCGUGACAAUUUAAACUUCUAUUUCGUUGUUAUCAUUGGAUACGGAUUUGUUAAUUGAUUUUAUAUCAUAACAUGUUUUGAACUAAAAAAAUAAAAUAAAAUGUUUCUCAAUACUUGUUCCGGUUGUGUACAGAUACCAACACCAAUGUACUACUGGAAUCCUUACGUUUUGUCGUCUUACGGCAAGAAACCGGAAGUGAACAUCGCGGACGUUCUACAGCUGCACGCUGCAAAGUACGCCAACGUAAAGGCCGCCGCCGAGUCGAAACGUUCAUCUGACAAUCUGCGCGAACUAGCUCUUGGACGAUACACGAUUGACGAUCGUCGUAUUGAAAAUAAUUCUAGUGUAACGGACAGUGCGAAAACCGCGCUCGAAUGUGACGGAGCACUGAAUUACAGCCGGAAGGACGGGACCGCGUGCGGCACGUGCACGCUUCCCUCUGCCCUCGAACCGCUUCGAGCACUUUGCAGCGCGGGUCCUCGGGGCUACACUCCCUCCAGCCCCGGGACCACACCCGGGGAACACCAGAAAUGGCGGCCCGACACACAGGAGGCGACGGGUAAUAAAGAACUGAAAUUCGGAAUCAACAAAAUAUUGUCGGAUGAAUUUGGAAAAGAAAACUCGGACAGUCGGACAACCAAGCUUGUGUCGACGCCGCGUGCUCACGGCAAGUGCGAAUGUACGUACGACAGAUGCCGUGGUUACAGCACGCAUUUACAAUAUCCGGGUCACGUGUUGAGCGCAGUGAACGCCCUGCAGCCCCCGAACUACCCAACAUCUCCAAACGGAAGCGACAUACUCCCAGGUGCGCAUGCGCAAAACAAAUACCAUUGUUUCUCUACUUUUAGCUGUCCGUAUUCCGUAUUGAGCACGGACGUGAGUCUAGGGGCGCAGUCAAAACGGAAGCGGUCGUGGUCACGUGCCGUCUUCUCCAACCUGCAGCGGAAGGGCCUCGAGCGGCGGUUCGAAGUGCAAAAAUACGUCACCAAGCCGGACAGACGACAGCUCGCCGCCAUGUUGGGUCUUACAGAUGCACAGGUUAAAGUUUGGUUUCAAAACCGGCGGAUGAAGUGGCGACACGCCCAACAACAGCAGUCGAUCGAGGCAGACGACAAUGACGUCACGGCAGACGACAAAUGCCCCGACCCGGAAGCGGACAUCAGUAAAUCAGGAACGCUGGAACACGUGACAAAUAAUGACAUUGAAAUGAUGGAGACAGAAAAUGACUAUGAGUCAAGUUCCGACGACGACGACGAUAUUUCUGUUAUAGAUGUUGAAACAAAACUUCCGGAAAAUAUUGUUAAUAGUGCAGAAUGAUUCUAGUGUAAGGAUGAACAUAUCUGUGCAA